GACCUGCAGUGCCAUCCUGACAGAAGCGGCAGCAGGACAAAGGGCCAGUGUAGCAGGACUGCUGUGUGUGAGGACUUCGAGGAGGACAGUGCUUGUUGAACUGACUGUUUGAGAACUGAGACUUUCUGUGACUACGGCAAAGCCAUGGAUGCUGAGGACAUGGACGGUGCAGCCACAAUGGCGGAAGACAUUCAAGGUGCAGGUGCUGCAGCGCCGGAAAUGGACAUUGAGGAAGGUAACCCUGUCUCACAGCUUCAGUCCCAGAUAUUGGAGUUGGGACGUAGACAUGAUGAAGUAAUGUCAGCCCUUGCAAACAUGACUAAUGUUCAUACUAGAUCCUAUGUGUAUAUCCCAAGGGAGAAACAAAUUGUACCUUUCAGUGGGGAUCCAGGUAAGGACUGCCAAAAUGUUGAUGAGUUCAUUGAGGAACUGGGGAGGGUUAUAAGAGUGAGGGGGUUGAAUACUGAGGAUCAGGUAGAUUUUAUCCUCUCCCACUUAAGGGGUUCAGCACUAGAUGAAAUCAGGUUGUGUAUGGGGGGGGAAGAUAAAUCAGCUGAAGACCUGUUCUCAUAUUUGAGGGCAGCUUUCAGGGAAAAGCGUAGCACCUCCCAGUUGUUGCACACAUUUUAUGCACGAAAACAAUUGGAAGGUGAGGAUUUUCGUGAUUUUUCACAUGCACUGUCAUUGAUGUUAAAUGCUGCACUGCAACAAGCACCACAUUGUGUUCCAAAUGUGCAGUUGGUUUUGAGAGACCAGUUUAUAGAAGGGGUGAGGGAUUCAGCACUCCGGAGGGAACUGCGCAAGGUGGUCAGAGAGCGACCUCAUGCUACAUUAUUCGAAGUUCGUGAGGAGGCCCUUUUGUGGUGCUCAGAAGAGAGACCUCGUCCAGCUAAUGUGGCCCGAAACCGAAACCUAGUGAGUGUGGAGGAAAGUGUAGAGCAUGCAAGGAUGACCGCCACUGUACCAAAUGACUUGCCCUACAACCUACAAGAGUCGUACGUACCUGCUGCCUCAGUGGCUACAAUUCAGGCCAGAGCACAUAAAGAACUAGCUGAAAACAGAAACUUAAGGUUGUUUGAGCCAGGUAAGGCAUCAUUGCCAAGUGGCUUGGUCCUGAUUCCCACCUUGGUAUCACCCGGUAGGCGGGUAUUCCCAGUGCAGGUAGUAAACUUGUCCCCAGAAGAUCGGCGUACCCCUGCCCAGCAGGCAGAGCUGAAGGCGCUUCUGAGGGGAUACCUGGACAUGUUUGCCAUCACUGAUGAAGACCUCGGUUAUACUGAACUGGUAAAGCAUGAGAUUCCCUUGAACGAAGACCUUCCUGUCUCACAGUCAUACCGACGUAUACCACCAAACCAAUUCCAGGAGGUGAAGGACCAUAUCUCUGGACUUCUCAAAAAGCGUGUCAUCCAAGACAGCUCCAAUGAGAGUCUGGAUGCUUUGAGUAAGGCCAAGAUGUUCUCGUCUAUUGACCUAGCGAGUGGCUAUCACCAGGUAGCAGUUCAUGAGAAGGACCGCCACAAAACCUCUUUCAUUACACCAUUUGGCCUGUAUGAGUACCAGCGGAUGCCGUUUGGCCUAUAUAAUGCGCCAGCGACAUUCCAACGUCUCAUGUAG
Sinocyclocheilus anshuiensis is the source of this 1614-nucleotide messenger RNA. RefSeq lists its product as uncharacterized. Bases 145 to 1614 code for a protein of 489 amino acids. NCBI's taxonomy places the organism in Eukaryota, Metazoa, Chordata, Actinopteri, Cypriniformes, Cyprinidae. The record is from RefSeq and is a predicted model, not a curated record. The transcript has 5 exons.